Sorghum bicolor (sorghum) is the source of this 970-nucleotide messenger RNA. RefSeq lists its product as uncharacterized. NCBI's taxonomy places the organism in Eukaryota, Viridiplantae, Streptophyta, Magnoliopsida, Poales, Poaceae. Bases 2 to 970 code for a protein of 322 amino acids. The transcript is spliced from 4 exons. Gene Ontology annotation, biological process: transposition. The record is from RefSeq and is a predicted model, not a curated record.
GAUGGUGGGCGGCAUGAGGAACGUUAGGUCGCGGUACGCCCGACCGAGGGAGGAGCCUCAGGAGCAGCCUGAGGGGUCGGGGAGCAGGUCUAGGAGCCGGUCGAGGCGGACCUCGAGCAGGAGGACCAGGAGCGUUAGCAGUCUUCAGGGGGAGACACCCGCAGUGCAGCAGCAGGAGACGCCCACCUGGGAGCAGGAGGAGCAGGAGGAGACGGCCACCGGGGCGCACGAGGAGCAGGAGGAGGACGAGGACGAGGACGAUGGGGCCCCGCCAGAUAUUUGGCAACGAGGUCCCAAUCAGCUUCCCAAUCGACCGAUAUUCAUCGACCAUCGCCCAUUGAUUCGGCCACGAGGGCAAAAGUCCUUUAAGGUACUAGUAGCGGGAGUUGCUCACCAACGACACCCCAGUACCAUCCUUGGUGGCUUGUGCAGGUUGCACUUCCCUGGCGUGGUCACUCUUGCGGGGGCUCCGGAGCCGGCGUGGACAUUUCAGCACUACGGAGGCGCACCGGAUACCACAGAUGUACUUGGCAGGAACUUUGGCAACAAGGCCUUGAGGGUGAUCAAGGAGAUGUGGGAUUUCUUUAGAGUGGAGCCCGAAUAUGAGGAAGAAGCCAAUCACAUUUUUGGAACAAAAUGUGUCAAGAGCAUCAAGGACAUGUACUACGAGGCGCGCAUCCAGGCAAUCAUAAAUUACAAGGCCCAGUACGAGCACGUGAAGAUACACAAAGAUGUUGCAAGGGACACUACACUGACCAAGGAACAGUUCAUGCUUGUGCCACCAUGUUGGGUGGAGGGCAAAGGGAUGUGCUGGGAAAUGAUGGUGGACUGGUGGUGCAGCCAGGAAUGGCGGGACCAGCACGACGCUGCCCGCGUGCGACGUAGAAAGAUGCCAGGUCCAUCACACCAUCAAGGGAGCCUUACCCUCGAGGAAUACAAAGAAAGAUAUGUAAGUAUGAGGAUUUAUUGA